UUGACAAUCUUUUGGCUCGAGCGCUCCGUGCGCUUCCAACACGCACACACACACACACACACAGAGUUCUCAAAAAAGGGAGCAGUAGGAUGCGUGCUGUGUAUGAUUGCUGCGUCGUUACCACUUUUUAUACAUACUUUUAAUCGUGUUUUGUCCAGAAGUAAAGCAUUGAAACACACUUUCGCCUGUGUGUUUGUGGGAAUUUUGGAUUUGGGACGCUCUUGUUCGGAAUACACUCUGUGAGUCCGGGACCGGGGGAACGCUCCAUAGCACUCAUACUUGGAAAGAGGACCUCUUUCACCACAAACACCACAGUGACAGAGAGACAGAAAGAAAGGGAGUUUGAGAGAACGACAGUUGUUGUGUGUGUGAAAAAAGGGGGAGGGAUGUAUGGCACGGUCAUACUCUCUUCUUUUCUUUUCUCCCUCCAUGCAAGUUGCACUCCUCUACAGUUCCACGGUCAUCAUGGACGGAGAGUAUGUGCUGGGAAAGCUGAAAGAGUAGUGACCAGUACAGAAUCUUUCAUCCAGCCUGUACACAAACCAUACCUCACCAUAUGCCACAACCAACGCAUCUGUAGCACAUACAAGACAGUGUAUAAAGUCUCCUACAGACAGGUGAGCCGGCUAGAGCUGAGCUCCCACAUUUACUCCGAAUGCUGUCCAGGAUGGAGACGUGUCCACUCGCUCAACUGUAACCAUGCGGUGUGUGUGCAGUCAUGUCUUAAUGGUGGAUCCUGCACAAAGCCAAAUCACUGUGCAUGUCCUGUUGGCUGGACAGGACGCUACUGCCAGAUAGAUGUGGAUGAGUGUAAAGGGGCACAUGGUUGCAGUCACCAGUGCAUGAACUCUGCAGGAAGUUAUCAGUGUGUGUGUGCUGACGGAUUCCGUCUGGCUGAAGACAGACGAUCUUGUCUAAGCCUUUGUGCUCUUCCUCUUCCUUCUCAUCCAACUGUAGCCAGCGAGCGCGAAGUAGACAAUCAUCUAUCCACAAAUAACAAUAGAGGUGCAGAUGCGGGACUGGUGGCAAAUGUUACAGAAGAGGUCCAGAUUCUCAGAAAUAGAGUACAGCUGCUGGAACAGAAAUUGGAGAUGGUCCUUGCACCGUUUUCCACUUUCUUUCUACCAGAGGAGGAUAUGGCCAACAGAAAUGGCUUCCUGUUGGACAAGGCUGAUUUCCUGUCAGACCAGACCAACUUCCUUUCACACUCACUACGGCAGCUGGACAGAAUAGACUCUCUCAGUGAGCAGGUCAGCUUCCUGGAGGAGCGUCUUGGAUCAUGCUCUUGUCAAGAAAACUAGAUGAUCAGUAACAACAAGGUCCACUUAAUAUACAACCAACACAACCUGUCUUCAACAUCAGGAGAAAGAACAGUUAAUGAGACAAAUCUGCACUACAGUGGUCACUUCACAACUUUGACAUGUUUAACACACAAUUAUCAAACCUGUCUUUAAAUACACUUUAUCCCAAAAGUAUGUGGACACCUGACCAUGACAUAUGAGCUUGCUGAACCAAAAUCACAAAAAUCAUUAAUAUUGUCUUGUCCCAUAAUUCAUGACUGUGACAGCCGCCCUUCUGAGAAAGCUUUCUACUAGAUGUUGGAGUAUAGUUGAUGGAAUUUGUGACCAUUCAGUCAAAAGAGCACCCGUGAGGUCAGGCACUGAAGAAGGAUGAAAAGGCUUGGCUUGCAAUGAACAUUCCAAAGGUAUUCAUUGGGGUUUGUGAGCAGGGGCACAGUAAUGCUGGAACAGGUAAUAGGUCUCCCCUUAACUCUUGCCAGAAAAUUUUCUUUGUAUGCUGUAACGAAAUAUUAAACUUCAAUGGAUCUAAGGGGCUGAGCCCAAACCCUAAGGCCUGUUAUCCAUCCUCUAACAAGCAGUACGAUUGGCACUAUGCACUCCAAUAGGUAGCGAUUCUCCUAGUAUCUUCCAAACCCAGAUUUAUUGCCAGAUUCAAGAGAACACAUUUUCACUGCUCCAAAGUCCAGUGGCAGUGUGCAUUACAACACUACACUUGCCAUUAUAUAUAGUGAUCUUGGGCUUGUGUGCUCCUGCUCAGCCAUGGAAACCUAUUUUAUGAAGCUCAAACACAUAGACGUGUGCCUGAUGUUGCUUCUGGAGGCUGUUUAGAACCCAGAAAUGAAAACAAAACAGAGGAGAUUUUUACAUGCUUCAGCACUUUGUAAUGUUGAGUUCUUGCAUGAUCUACCACUUUAUGGCUGCCCUGUGGCUGCUCCUCGAUGCUUCUGUUUCACAAUAAUAGCACUUACAGUUCACUAGUGCAGAACCAGGGCAGAAAUUUCCUGAAUUUCUGACUUGUGGCAAAUGUAUCAUGGUUAAAGUCACUGAGUUUUUCAGUACAAACCAAUUUUAGUGUUCCAUGUUUGUCUGGAUGUUGCUUGGCUAUACAACAUGAACUCAAUUAGAAGGGGUGUCCAUAUACUUUUAGCCACAUAAUGUAAAUCAUGAACAGAGUAUGUGCCAAGAAUAAAAGAAAAACAAACACAUAGGGAUUGGUGUGAGAUAAUCAACAAUGUGUUAUCACUCUCGAGUUGCAUAUACAGAAGUGUUGUAUUCCUUUUAUACCACACCAAUUGUCCAAUAAUUAUAAUAUUUAAUUUUUUAAAGAAUAUCGCUUGUUUUUUUCAUUCAUAGAUAUAUUUCAUUUUGUGGAACAUCUGUGAAACAAGUGAGUUUGUGAUGUGACUUUCAUUAUAGCAGCUAUAAACAUUCCCUCACCAAACCCCCUUUUUCUCCUUUUAAUAAGACAAAAAUUCUGAUACAGGGAAACAAAGUGCAACUGCUCUGUCCUUAAGACCCUCCCAUUGCAGAAAACCUAAAAUUAGCGCAUUACCUCUGAGUGUUACAAAGCACUAACACUGGAGACUCCUUCCAUCUGAACAAAAAUCUCAAGAGAAUCUACAGUAUAGUGAUGUGAAGGGUUUCUAAUAGCAAAACAGCUUCGGGGGAACAACUAGAUUAAUAUCAGUAUGAGCCAAGUAUUUUCAGCAAAAACAAAAUACUCAGGAUUCAACACUUGCACACUUCUAUUGGCAACUAUUUUUGAGAGCAAUUCUUGUCAUUUUUAUACUCGAUAUUUUCUUAUUUGUUUGUGUGACAAUGUAUUAGGAGUGAAUUUCUGUUGCUUAGAUUAGAAUGAUGGAGUGCAUCUGGUGAAUAAAUAAUGGCAUGCUUAUUCAUUUAUCAGUGUAUUGCUGUAUUACCUUUUAUGCUGCAGCUGUUUGUAAUAAAGUCUACUUGUUAUUUAGUAGAUGAAAGCCUGGUGUGUGUGUAUCGUUGAGCAACAAAAGCACAGAUAGAGUGCAAUACAGUAAAAUGCAAAAAAAAGUCUAUUACCAUGUGGAAAAAGAUGACAUUUAUUUUAGUUUAUUUCUCCAAGGUAUUUUACACAGGCUGUGUUCAGAUCCACUGCAUCUUUGUGUCAAAUAAUAAUAAAAGUCAUAUCAGGUC
This is a messenger RNA of Hemibagrus wyckioides, 3470 nucleotides long. It is a transcript of the gene egfl7, whose product is annotated as EGF-like-domain, multiple 7. Gene Ontology annotation, biological process: anatomical structure development. The transcript has 9 exons. The record is from RefSeq and is a predicted model, not a curated record. Gene Ontology annotation, molecular function: calcium ion binding; signaling receptor binding. NCBI's taxonomy places the organism in Eukaryota, Metazoa, Chordata, Actinopteri, Siluriformes, Bagridae. Bases 387 to 1301 code for a protein of 304 amino acids. Gene Ontology annotation, cellular component: cell surface; extracellular region.